This is a messenger RNA of Orbicella faveolata, 1819 nucleotides long. Its product is annotated as secreted frizzled-related protein 3-like. Gene Ontology annotation, biological process: canonical Wnt signaling pathway; non-canonical Wnt signaling pathway. Gene Ontology annotation, cellular component: plasma membrane. The record is from RefSeq and is a predicted model, not a curated record. Gene Ontology annotation, molecular function: Wnt-protein binding; Wnt receptor activity. NCBI's taxonomy places the organism in Eukaryota, Metazoa, Cnidaria, Anthozoa, Scleractinia, Merulinidae.
AACGACCUAAUCACUACAGUAGGUGCUGAAAAGAAUUUUCAAAAUAUUCCAAUGCCCCGGAAAACGAAAGUCAGUGGAAUCUUAGCCACGUGUAGCGUUUACGAAGUGUGCCUUACAAGCAUCUGUCAAAGUUAAACAGUGCUCAAUAGACGUACCGGCUUUACCAGAUACGUAGGAUAAUCAUUAAAUCCAUCUCCGCCAGCGCUUCGUACAGAUUUCAUACGCGGUGUGGUCUCAUCCGUUUCCCGCCAUGUUUGAGCGAGGCGACCUCUAAGAGAGGAAAAUGCUUGUCUUUAUUCACUGCCUUGACUAUUUGAUGGGAUUUGCACAAACCUUUCUUAAGCUCAGACAACGCACAGAGACCGACAUUUUUUAAAUCUAUAAUCCGAACUGCUCCGAACAGAGCAAAGGUUAAGGGGAAAUCUGUCUGGUUGAAAAACACUCUCAUUGAUUAUCCGGCUUAAAGUUCUUUACUCAAGCGUAAUUGAAAUACCUUACUAAGCUAAACGCUUAUAUAAGACAUCGGCCAAACGGGCGAAAGAUAGACUAUCCUUCAAAGCACACGGGUUGUUUCUGAGGAGGAACUCGCGUAUGCUGCAAGAUGUUGUACGCUUGGCUUUUGGUAAUGCUCGCUAUAUCUUUUCAUACAGCAGAUGGAUUUCGCUUUGAUCUUCCUCAAAAGUGCGAGAAAAUCUCCAUACCUCUUUGCCGCCGUGUUCUACCGUACAACCUAACUCGUUUUCCAAAUGCAGUCGGUGACCAGAGCCAAGCCUUGGCGAACAGGUCGAUAGAGUUGUACAGAUCGCUGGUACAACGCGCAAACUGUUCCAAACACGCUGUGUUUUUUAUGUGUUCGUUUUACCUGCCGAUAUGUUUACCAGGAAUCGAGGAGGAGAAAGUCAUUAAGCCAUGCCGAUCCUUGUGUAAACAGAUUAGGACGGACUGUGCAGAAGUUAUACCAGUAGAGGCCUGGGAAAAAGUUGUGAAGUGUGAAGAACUGCCCGAGUUCUCAGACAAUGUGUGUGUCCAGCCGGACUCCUUCGUCACAGUCUCGAAGCCUACAAAGAUUGUAAACCAUAAUUCAUGCGAAGACAGACAACCCACUGAUUACAACUUGUAUGCCAGCAGACGUUACGACUAUGUUAUCAAAUUCAAAGCCAUUUUAAUAGAAAGACUCGAGAACCACGACAUUAUAAUCCGCGGACGGGUUUCCAGAGUCUUCAGACAAAACAACGUUACAAUCAGCAAAGGUCGCGUGAAGAUCUGGAGCAACGCUGACCUAACCUGCUCCUCCCUCGUGACCGGAAAGGUGUUCUUGAUUUGCGGCCACGAGAAUACGUCGAAACAAAAACUGCUCCUGUCAUCGACUAGCUUGAUAGAGGCCUGGAGUGAAGAAACGUUAAGAAAGAUCCGACGGUGGGAAAGACUUGAGAAGAAAGUGAGCUCAAAGAAAAAGGCUAGAAAUGUGUCUAAUAUCUGAAGUCAGACAGCCGCGAACUGGCAGAACAUUAAUUCGUCCCUACUCCUAUUUAUUUAAGUUUAAUAACUUGCAAUUUCCGGUUCGGCAGUCUACUGCCUCAUGACCAUCGGUAAUUGUUUGUUUGUUGUCAUGGUAAAAGCACCAAGUGCACGCUCCAAUAAAGAACCUUUGAACAUCAUUCGUUGUUAGAAAAAUAAUCAAAUAGUACAGGCCCGGCAGAUGGGAAAGAUCAGGACUCUGAUCUCCAACAAAUUCCAGACAGCGAAUGAUUUUCUUAUCACGCUGAAUCGAGUGUUAAGAAUAGUAUUUGUAAUCUUUAAUAAAAUGAUUUUUAACGAC